Diutina rugosa is the source of this 1209-nucleotide messenger RNA. RefSeq lists its product as uncharacterized. Lineage: Eukaryota; Fungi; Ascomycota; Pichiomycetes; Serinales; Debaryomycetaceae. The coding region runs from base 1 to 1209 and encodes 402 amino acids. The transcript has a single exon. Gene Ontology annotation, biological process: NLS-bearing protein import into nucleus. Gene Ontology annotation, cellular component: nucleus. Gene Ontology annotation, molecular function: nuclear import signal receptor activity; protein binding. The record is from RefSeq and is a predicted model, not a curated record.
AUGAUUGCCGAUGCCAUUAAACGACUUGAAACGCUAUUGGCGGAGUCGGAACCGCCGCAAAUCGAGUGUAUCGUCGACGAAGUGAUAAUCGAGGAGAAAGUGAUUGAGGAAAUAUUGGCACUAGCAGCCGUCCCCAGUGAAGAUAAUAGUGAUAUGCAAGUUGUAUCGGCUUCGGUAAUCAGCUAUAUGACCCCUUUAGUCGCCGACCAGCUCUGUGAGCGCGAGUUAAUCCCGACACUUAUUGCUAUGGUGCAAAACGGCGACGACCACCUCCAGCUGAUGGCGGUGUGGAACUUGGCUCUGGUAGCCAGCUGGAGUGACGAUUUACGGCUACAGAUUAUCGAACUGGGCCAGGUGGAAGUGGUUAUUGACCUGACGCUGAAACCAGAGUUGGCGGGCGACGUGGCGCUUUUCCUCCAGAAUUUGUGUCUGACCGCUUUAAAUUUCGAUAAAAAUUUGGCUAAGCUUAUGCUCGCGACCGCGGCAGCGAUCGUGGUGGAAUCAGAUGAUCCUCAAGUGGUGGAAGCUGGGUGCUGGACGUUGGAGCUGUUUCUGAAGCGAGGCGACGAUGACGUCAUCGCCAUUGUCGCCAUUGAAGGUCUAGUGGACCGAUUAAUCCAUAUUUUGAGACACGGCCCGCUAGAGACUCAGUUCCCCAGUUUACGGACACUCGCUAACCUUAUGCUGGGCCCUGCUCGCCAGUGUCAAGUGGUGGUGGACGCCGGGGUUAUCCCCGAACUUGGUAUACUAUUACACCACCCAAAUCCAGUAAUGCGCAAAGAUUCCUGCUGGGCAGUAUCUAACGUGUGUGGCGGUACCAAACCGCAAAUCCAGAAAGUAAUUGAUAAUGGUAUUUUCCUAAGUCUUGCCGGUUUACUUAUAUUUGGCGAAUACGCGACCAAACAAGCGGCCCUCUGGGCAGUAGCUAACGUGGUUAUGGGCACCGAAGCUCUGGACCACCUGCUUUUGACGAUUCUAAGCCGUCAGUUGAUUCGGGGCGUUGUCCGGCUAUUACGCGUCGAUGAAGACGAUGGCUCGUUGGCGAUUGAGGCCCUCGAAGUGGUAGCGCAAAUCGUCACUCGUGUACCUCUGAUUAAACCCUUAGUAUCUGAGGAAGGGUUGGCCUACUUGGAAGAGUGUCAAGGCGAAGGUGAAGUGAAACAUCUACGCCGUAAAGCCGCCAAAGUGAUCGCUACUCUUACCAGUUAG